AUGAUUCUUCUCAUAGAUUCGUACGACUCUUUCUCCCACAAUCUUUCACGGUUGGUGGAAAACAGCACAGGGAAGGAAGUGGUGACCAUCUAUAAUGAUACUUUCUCACCAUCUGAGUACGCCUCAGCCUUUGAGUCGUGGAUUCAAUAUUUUGACUAUAUAGUGGUGGGCCCAGGACCGGGACAUCCGGACAUUGCUAGCGAUAUUGGUAUUGUCAAAUGGCUCUACCAGCACUUCCUCACGUCUGGUGAAAGGGUGGUUCCCAUCUUGGGAGUUUGCUUAGGUUUCCAGAGCUUGUGCAAUGAGACGGGGAACAAAGUCACGAGGUUGGACGCCAUCAAACAUGGUCAGGUGUACGAAAUGAAGCCAGUUGCCUCAGACUUAUUUGGAUACUCUGAAUCAGACUUGGCUUCAUUUGCCAGUGUUAGAUACCAUUCAUUGCACGUGGAAAUCUCCACACUUAAUGGACAAAUUGUGCCCUUAGCCACAUGUGAUGAUUCUGAACAUUCAACACCGCUCUUGAUGGCAGGUAAGCAUACAUCCCUUCCUCUUUAUGGUGUUCAAUAUCAUCCUGAGUCGAUCUGUUCUGACAAAGGUGAAACUCUCGUGCGCAGAUUUGACUCCAUAGCUAAAGCAUACAAUGAUGCCAACAGAAGUGAUCUUCCCCGCUUGCAGGAUACUUGCAAAAUGAAAGAAAUUAAUGAUAAGUACACCCGUGACCGUGCCGUGCAUGAGAAGUGGCUUGUUCCUGACGGCAAGUUGGUGGACAAUGAACUUCCACAUUUUGUCUUCCAAAGGGUUGCUUUGGCCGACUCAAGCACUCGUCCAUUGGAUGUAUGUGACCACCUUGAACAAGAGGGCACCAAAUUCAUAUUGUUGAACUCCGCAGCUGACCCGGGCGAAUGGUCUAUUAUCGGUUUACCCAUUGACGGGGUCAGCGAGGUCAUUACUCACUCGAUCGACUCACCACAAACUGUUAAUGUUCUGAAAUUCAACUCCGAGCAGUCUGAAGAUAUUAGGGUUGCCUCUGUUUGGGAGUUCGUUUCUCAACGUAUGCAAAUGACUUAUGUCUCCAGAGAAACCAUUGAAGCCAAGAUGACUGAAAAGCCCACUCGCCCAUUGCCAUUCUUUGGAGGGUACAUGGGCUUGUUCUCAUAUGAAGAAGGUCACUAUGUUAACACAAAGGAAAUCUCUUCAUUUUGUGACGGACCAACCCCAGACACUAAGCUUGUCCACAUUGAGAGAGCACUUGUUCAUGAUAGAAUUUCCAACCAAUGGUACUUUCUUUCCAUCAGAAACGAAAAUGAUGAGUCUGAGUGGUGCCAGAAGUUUUUGGCCAAACUAUUGGCCGCUCAAGAUCUUGUCUUGAAAGCCGAUAGCGUCCCAACUAGUGUCAAGUUGCUCUGCAAACCCGCCGAUCAAAAGAUUCAGUAUUCCUUUCCUGACCGGAACAUUUACCGUGAGCAAUUCGAAACUUGCCAGGAAAAUCUUCAUUCCGGAGAUUCUUACGAGCUUUGCCUCACCACGCAGCUGAAGUUGUAUCUCCCCAGAUAUUUAAACACCUGGGACAUUUACAAGGUUCUUGCUGUGCACAAAAAUCCUUCUCCUUAUUCAUGUUACAUGAACUUCGAUGAUUGUGUUUUGAUUUCAUCGUCUCCAGAGCGAUUUGUUUCAUGGAAGGAUAGUCAAGAACAACCAGGCAGAAAGAUUGUAGAACUCAGACCAAUCAAAGGAACGGUUCGCAACACCGAAGAUGUUACACUUGAGGAUGCCACCAAGCUUCUUCGGACACCCAAGGAGAUGGGAGAAAACCUUAUGAUUGUGGAUCUUAUUCGCCAUGAUCUCAACUCAUUUAUCGAUGAUGUGAGAGUGAAUGGACUCAUGAAGGUGGAGGAGUACAAAACUGUUUACCAACUUGUAAGUGUCAUCCAGGGUCACUUGAAAAGCGUUGGAUACAAGGGAAUUGAUGUGUUACAUCUGUCACUUCCACCAGGCUCCAUGACUGGUGCUCCCAAGAAGAGGUCUGUGGAACUUCUCCAGCAUAUCGAAAGCAUGCAGCCCACAAUGAUUUCGGGUGGUCGCCGAGGCAUUUACAGUGGUGUAGCAGGAUACUGGUCGAUCAGUGAUGACGCAGACUGGUCAGUCGUGAUCCGGUCAAUCAUGCAUUACAAGAACGAUAAGGAGAAUAAUGCAUCAACAAAUGUGUGGAGAAUUGGAGCAGGUGGAGCCAUAACGGUUCUUAGUGAAGAAGAGGGAGAAUGGGAGGAAAUGCAAGUGAAGCUUUCGAGCACGCUCCAGACCUUCACAUGA
Molecule: messenger RNA, 2310 nt
Organism: Sungouiella intermedia
Lineage: Eukaryota; Fungi; Ascomycota; Pichiomycetes; Serinales; Metschnikowiaceae
Source: the annotation of a GenBank genome assembly